Nerophis lumbriciformis (worm pipefish) is the source of this 1062-nucleotide messenger RNA. Lineage: Eukaryota; Metazoa; Chordata; Actinopteri; Syngnathiformes; Syngnathidae. The record is from RefSeq and is a predicted model, not a curated record.
AUGCUCAUCAUCUCGUCUCGCAGCGCGCUGCUGUCCGUCUACUACCCGCAGAUUUUCCUCAUCCUCACCAGCGGUAGCUACCUGACGCUGUCAUCCGUGGUAGCACUAGGGGCCAACAUCAUCUGCAACAAGAUACCUGGUCUAGCGCCACGUCAGCGAGCCCUCUGUCAGAGCCGCCCGGACGCCAUCAUAGUCAUCGGGGAAGGCGCCCAGUUGGGCAUCAACGAGUGCCAGUACCAGUUCCGCUACGGACGCUGGAACUGUUCAGCCCUGGGCGAGAGGACAGUCUUCGGACAAGAGCUGAGAGUAGGUAGCCGCGAGGCGGCCUUCACGUACGCCAUCACAGCUGCCGGUGUGGCCCACGCGGUGACCACGGCAUGCAGCCAGGGCAACCUGAGCCAGUGCGGAUGCGACCGCGAGAAGCACGGUUACCACGACCGCGAGGAAGGCUGGAAGUGGGGCGGCUGCUCAGCCGACGUCAAGUACGGCGUGGAGUUCUCGCGCCGCUUCGUGGAUGCGCGCGAGAUUAAGAAGAACGCCAGGCGUCUGAUGAACCUGCACAACAACGAGGCAGGGCGCAAGAUUCUCGAAGAGAGGAUGAAACUGGAGUGCAAGUGCCACGGCGUUUCCGGUUCCUGCACCACCAAGACCUGCUGGAUCACCCUCCCGAAGUUCCGAGAGAUCGGUUACCUGCUGAAAGAACGCUACGGCGCGGCGGUUCAAGUCGAGCCAGUCCACGCCUCCCGACUCCGCCAGCCUUCCUUUUUACGUCUCAAGGAAGGGCGGAGCUUCCAGAAACCCACCGACACCGAUCUGGUGUACCUGGAGCGCUCGCCUAACUACUGCGAGGAGGAUAGGGCUACGGGGAGCACGGGGACGCGGGGUAGACUCUGCAACGGGACGUCGGCGCACACGGACGGGUGCAACGUGAUGUGUUGCGGGAGGGGGUACAACACGCACCACUACACGAGGGUCUGGCAGUGCAACUGCAAGUUCCACUGGUGCUGCGUCGUCAACUGUAACACUUGCAGUGAAAAAUCUGAGGUUUUUACUUGUAAGUAA